Molecule: messenger RNA, 2135 nt
Organism: Trematosphaeria pertusa
Lineage: Eukaryota; Fungi; Ascomycota; Dothideomycetes; Pleosporales; Trematosphaeriaceae
Exons: 2
Coding region: 96-2027 (643 amino acids)
Molecular function (GO): protein binding
Source: RefSeq, a predicted model, not a curated record
CGGCACCCCGCGUCUAAACCUCAACUAACCCGUGCCUCUUAGCUCCUAACUACGCGUUGACACUGAGCUCUAGGGCACAGCUCAUAGCGGUAGCGAUGCCACCCAAGACUCGCCGCAAGCGCAAAGCCUCGACCGGGGCUCCUGCGGGCGGCGCGCAACGAUCGAAAAGAGCGGCAAUGGGAACGUCACCGCAGGCUGGCACCGGUGAUGCCUUACCUUCAAGAAAGAGUUCGAGGCGGAAGCCAGCGAAACCGGAGCAUGAGCCUGUCCACGACGCCUCGCCCGUUCCUAACGCUCCCCCCUACCUCGAUCUCCUACCCGACGAACUGCUCCUGUGUGUCCUCGAGCACCUAGAUGCGCAGUAUAUCCUGUCCAAGGCACGCAUUCAACAGUUCUACAACAUCUGCUUGACCAGCCGCCGCCUUAACAGGCUGGGCAAUAACUUCCUGUACGAAGAAUUCGACUCGCGCAUCUGGACGCACCCGGCGAAAUUCCUCCGCACCAUAAUUGGGAACAAGGAUCUAGCAAGCAGGGUCAAGACCAUGUGGUGGCAUUUUGAGAUGCUUGACCGCAACUGGAAGGACAGCUUUAUGCCGUCGUCUACAGACCGGCGCCAGCUCCGGGAGAGUCUUAAGAACCUGCGCAUCCGGGACAGGGCUGUACUCGAGGAUCAGUAUUGCCAGGGUCGACUGAGUCAGCUGUUCAUGCUGGCACUCCUGCACACACCUAAUGUGCGACAGCUGGUGGUUAAUGACGACACCCCUAGCUAUCGCCACAUCCCGCGAAUCUGCUAUCAGGCGACAAGCUACAUUAAUCUGCUGAGCAACGCUGCUAAGGGGACCCCGGUCGGGCUCUCCCCUGUUUACUCGCACCUCCACAGCCUCCAUAUCCGUAUGGGUGAUAUGGUUCUUGAAGAUCUAUUAGCAAUCUUCCGCUUGCCCUCACUCCAAAAGUUAAUCCUGAUAGGGAUAAACGGAGCGAGGGAUCCAACACAUCACGACCUGCUCGAAUCACUCCGAGACACGUCUCCAGUGACUGAGCUCACCGUCUUGGAUAGUUUCUUAGACAGUCAUACGUUAGCGCAUCUCAUUUCAGCUUGUCGCGAGCUGAGGAACUUCGUUUUUGUCUACAACUCCCGGAUCUACACCGUCCCGCUGCCGAAAAUCAACUACGCGCAAAUAGGCAAGGGACUCCGGAAGCACAAGAAGACACUUAAGGUCGUAGACCUGGAUGAUAUCUCCGACCGUACCCUGCACGUCAUCACCGACUAUGACCGUGGCGUUCUAGGCUCCUUCCACGAUUUCGAGAAACUUGAGUUCUUCGGUGCGCCGAUCGAGGCCUUCACAGCCAUCAAUGAUGAGAGCGUGGAUUUAUUUGCAACAUCGCCGGAUGAUGCCGACUACAUACCCUUCGCCCGCCUUGGCCAAGUGCUCCCAAAGAAUCUCCUCCACCUUGCCCUCACCAUUUUCGAAGACGAAGAGCACUCCGACUUCUGCUCAUCGUCGCUCGAGCUUUUGCACAGAACGUAUCACGAGGAUCUCCCCAAACUCCACAAAAUCGAAGUCAAGGCGCACAAGCUCGUCUACAUGAAGAGCAUCGAUCUAUGGGUGCCCAAGCACAAGUUCCUCAACUCAGGCGUCUCCUUCAUCGUCUCGCAGGAAGGCAUCCUGGAAGAGGACCUCGAGUACUCAUCGGACGAGGACACGAUUACAGAUUCCGAAGCCUACGAUGGGUUCUCUGAUGACAUUGGGCCUUUGGGGCUUGAUGGCUUCUUGGACAUGGCCUCGGAUAUGGAUAUCGAAAGCGAUCACGACGAGGACGACAAUUCAGACGACGAUGCAGACGAUGUGCAAUAUCCGGCUCAUUCGUUGGAGGCGCUGUUGGAUGUUAUGGAUACCAUUCAGGGAGCUACGCAGGGGGUUAAUGCGGCGAUGGCUGGCAUGUUGCCGUUGCUGGCGAGCUUGCAGGCGGGGCAUUUGCAUCAUCAUUUGCAUCACCAUCACCAUGAGCAUCACCACCCUCAUUAGCUCUUGUGGGGGCUUGGGGCUUUUGAUUUUUCGUAAUCGGGGUUCGGAUAGGUCUCGCUUGGCCUAGCUUUUUCAGGGGCUAAGUAGGAUACGCGUGGGUUAUGGAAA